This is a messenger RNA of Talaromyces atroroseus, 696 nucleotides long. Its product is annotated as putative hydroxyacylglutathione hydrolase. Gene Ontology annotation, molecular function: hydroxyacylglutathione hydrolase activity. Bases 1 to 696 code for a protein of 231 amino acids. Lineage: Eukaryota; Fungi; Ascomycota; Eurotiomycetes; Eurotiales; Trichocomaceae. The record is from RefSeq and is a predicted model, not a curated record. The transcript has 2 exons.
AUGCAUGUCCAGACGAUACCGAUGUGGACGGGAAAGAGCAACAAUUACGCGUACCUGGUGACCGACGAGCCCACGAAGGAGUCGGUUAUUAUCGAUCCGGCGAAUCCAGAAGAAGUGACUCCUGUCCUGAAAUCCAAACUGGCUGCUGGAGAGAUAAAGCUGAAUGCAAUUGUCAAUACACAUCACCAUUGGGACCAUGCUGGCGGCAAUGAUGAGACUCUGAAGGUGUUCCCUCACCUGCAGGUAAUCGGCGGCAAAGAUUGCAAACAUGUCACAAAAACACCAGCUCAUGGUGAGACAUGGAAGAUAGACGGCGCGCAGCGUGCUGUCUUCACUGGCGAUACACUUUUCAUUGGAGGGUGCGGACGCUUUUUCGAGGGCACUGCAGCUCAGAUGCAUAAAGCUCUUAAUGUGACGCUUGCGUCUUUGCCAGAUGAUACCAAAGUCUACAGUGGCCACGAAUAUACCAAGUCCAAUGUGAAAUUCCUCCUUGCUGUAUCGAACUCGGCGGCCAUCAAGAGACUUCAUGAUUUUACAAAGAAUAAUCAGCAGACACAAGGGGUUUUCACUAUCGGAGAUGAAAAGGCCCAUAAUGUCUUCAUGAGACUCAGCGACCCCGAGGUCUUGAAAGCAACAGGCAAGAAGGAUCCUGUGGAGGUCAUGACUGCUUUAAGAGAGAUGAAGAACGCAAUGUAA